AGAGGGGUGUGCUUUUACCAGAUCCCGGCCGAGACGGACAUUAUCUACGAUGCGGUCCAAGGCACUCCGCACUGGAAUGCCGAGGAAAUCGGGUUCUUCACACCCAAUCCUGCCGCGGAAACACAUAGGUUCAACUUAUCACGAGAAUGUGCAGGUGUUAGCCAGCUCAGAGCCCAAGUCCCGCUGAAGACAGAAGCAGGGGUAAGAGCCAAUAUCCAGAGUUGCCUACGAGAAGCUGCCCAGGAGUGGUACAUGAUCGAGCUCUCAGACCUCGAACGAAAAACGCUACGCAUAUACCCACUAGAAGACGACGACGGAUGGUUCAAAGAACUAGAGAACUGGUUCAAACAACGCGCAUCUUCAGCACUCAAGCAGUUGCUCAGCGUCUCGCGUGGGUAG
Molecule: messenger RNA, 399 nt
Organism: Penicillium nucicola
Lineage: Eukaryota; Fungi; Ascomycota; Eurotiomycetes; Eurotiales; Aspergillaceae
Exons: 2
Source: RefSeq, a predicted model, not a curated record